AUGGCUCAAUCUCUUGAUCAUGAAGAAUUCUUUUCGGACGGAUGUGUACUGGUAAACGGCCCUUUGAUUGUGGGAGCAGGUCCAUCAGGUUUAGCAGUGGGUGCUGGUCUUAAACAGCAAGGAGUUCCAUUUGUGAUUCUUGAAAGAGCAAACUGCAUUGCCUCUCUAUGGCAAAAUCGAACCUAUGAUCGACUAAAACUUCAUCUUCCUAAAAAAUUCUGUGAACUUCCCUACAUGCCAUUUCCAGAAAACUUCCCUGAAUAUCCCACAAAACAUCAGUUCAUCGACUACCUCGAAUCGUAUGCGAAACAUUUUGAGAUUAGUCCAAGGUUUAAUGAGUGUGUUCAGUCUGCUAAAUAUGAUGAAACAUGUGGGUUGUGGCGUGUUAAGACUGUUACAAAUGGUGAUUCAAGUUCAACAAUAGAAUACAUUUGCAGGUGGCUCGUGGUGGCUGCCGGAGAAAACGCCGAGAAAGUCGUGCCGGAAUUUGAAGGGUUGCAAGAGUUUGGUGGGAAUGUCAUGCAUGUUUGUGAUUAUAAAUCCGGUGAGGCUUACCGGAGAAAGAAUGUGUUAGUUGUUGGUUGUGGGAAUUCAGGCAUGGAAGUUUCACUUGAUCUUUUCCAUCAUAAUGCAUUUCCAUCUAUGGUAGUUCGAAGCUCGGUUCAUGUAUUGCCAAGGGAAAUUCUUGGAAAAUCAACAUUUGAGUUAGCAGUUUCAAUGAUGAAGUGGCUGCCAGUUUGGGUAGUAGAUAAAAUACUGCUGGUAGCAGCAAGGCUAAUUCUUGGAUACAUAGAAAAGUAUGGGCUUAAAAGGCCAAGAAUAGGUCCUUUACAGCUAAAGGACACAGAAGGGAAGACCCCUGUGUUGGAUAUAGGUACCCUUCAAAAAAUUAGAUCUGGUGAAAUCAAAAUAGUCCCUGGAAUCAAGAAAUUUUCUCAUGCCAGUGUUGAGCUUAUUAAUGGACAAAUUCUUGAAAUUGAUUCUGUUAUUUUGGCAACUGGAUAUUGCAGCAAUGUCCCAUCAUGGUUAAAGGAAAAUGAGUUCUUUUCAAGAGAUGGAAUCCCGAAAUCAGCCUUCCCAAAUGGAUGGAAAGGCAAAGCUGGGCUGUAUGCAGUUGGGUUCACAAGGAGAGGACUCUCCGGUGCGUCUUUGGAUGCUAUUAAAGUGGCACAAGAUAUUGGCAAAAUGUGGAAAAAAGAAACAAAGCAGAAAAAUCAAUCUGUUAGUGUAUUGUGCCAUAGGAAGAUUCAAGCCACAUUUUAA
Fraxinus pennsylvanica is the source of this 1263-nucleotide messenger RNA. The record is from the annotation of a GenBank genome assembly. NCBI's taxonomy places the organism in Eukaryota, Viridiplantae, Streptophyta, Magnoliopsida, Lamiales, Oleaceae.